Messenger RNA from Chrysoperla carnea, 4965 nucleotides. Its product is annotated as probable serine/threonine-protein kinase DDB_G0282963. The transcript has 7 exons. Lineage: Eukaryota; Metazoa; Arthropoda; Insecta; Neuroptera; Chrysopidae. Gene Ontology annotation, molecular function: protein binding. The record is from RefSeq and is a predicted model, not a curated record. The annotation marks the transcript as partial.
UUUUUAUUAUUAAUAUUAAUACCGGAUAUUGUGGAAUGCGUGUCUGUGGAUGAUAAUAAUGAGUGUUUUGGUACCGGUUCAAUUGUUGGAGCCGUAUUUGGUACAUUAAUUGUUGUGUUUAUAUUAUUAGGUGUUGCAUACUUUUUUUGGAAUUAUUAUUGGCGAUCUAGAAAAGGAAAACAUUUAGUGCUGGAAACAGAUGUGGAAAAUGUUGGUGAUCAAUUUGCAUUUGAUAAUCCAUGUUUUAAAGAUGGAACAAUUCCUGCAGAAAAAUUAUCAAAUAAAGUUGACUUAAGUAAAACCAAAUGGACACAUUGGUCCCCACUUGGUGCACUUUCGUCCCAUAAACAUGACAAACGGAAAACAUUGGAUGAUUCACUAGUAGAGGCAAAACGAAUCAAUCUAAUAACAUUACGUAGUCAUGAUUUCACGGGAUUAGGUUUCAAUGUGCAAGGUAAUAUGCGUGAUGGAAUUUUUAUUAAAGAUGUGUUACACCGUGGUCCAGCAUUUGAAUCUGGCAAAGUUAAUUCAGGUGAUCGCAUUGUCAGUGUUCGAAUAUCAUUUGAUCAUAUGGUGUACGAAGAUGCGUUAACAAUUUUAAGUUAUGCUAGUCCUUAUGAAGUUCAACUUGAACUAGAAUCAUCUACUAGAACAUUGCCUAAAGGAACGCCAAAUGGUACCAGCUAUAGUGCAGUUAUACAUCCAGUAUACAAAAGUGGAUCAAGUGGGGACCUUACAAAGAUUGGCAAAUCAGCCCAACAGCGAUUAUUCAAAUCCGAUGAUACAGAAUAUCCAACACUAAAAUUAGGUAGUCAACCAACAACAUUAGAACGUCCAAAAUCAGUGCCAUCACCAAUCAUACAAAACAGUACAAAUAAUACAUUAACAAAACCGGAACGUACAAAAAAAGCAAAAACAUAUUCACCGUCACAAUUAAAACAACAAUUAGAACAGAAUUUCCAACAAAAUGAUAAAAAACUAAAUGAAAAUUUACAACAAAAAAUGAAUGAUCAAAUUAUUACAAAUAAUAUUGAAACAACAAUAGUAGCACGUACCGACGAUCCAACAACUGUAACAAUUACAAAUGAAAUUGAAAAUACAAAGAAUAAAUUACAAAAAUAUGGAGUACGUGUUUUACCACAACAACAAAAUGUAGAAGCAACACAAACAGAACGUUCACAAAAUGAAAAUAAUAUUAAUUAUGAAAAAUAUAAUGACGAAAAGAUCAGUGACGUUGAAAUAAUGAAUGAAAUGAACGAUAAUAAUAGUAAUGAACAAGAAUUUAAUCGACAAAAUAGUUUAACCAGUUCUGGUAUAAAACGUGAUAAAGCUGGUAUACCACAAGAAAUACCUGAUCAUAUGUUACAAGCAGCGAAUGCCGCAAAUGCAGCACGUAAAAAUCGUAAAAGUGUAGUACCAGAAAAUGAAAAUAUUGAGAAUAUUAGUAAUGGUAUUGACACAACUGAUUCAAGUAUUAAAUUAAAUAAAAAAUCAAAAGGUAAAGCUCCAGCGCCUCCACCAGUUACAACUACUCCUGUAAAAGACGAAGAAGAAGAGACUACAAACGAACCAGAAACAAUAAUCGUUGAAAAACCAAUAAUAUUUAAAGAAACAAUUCAAAAGUCAAAAUCAACUGGUACAAUUGAAGCGGCUAUAAAAUCAACGGUCACUGAUGAUUUAACAAUGUCCGAUCACAUUGUAAGUGGAAAUUGUAAUUUUGAGUACAGUUCAGAUUCAGAUGCUGAUACAGAUCAAAAUUCAGUUAUAAACAAUACAAUUGAACUGAAUGCAAGUGAUAUUACAAUACAUCAUUCAUCCGGCAAUUCAGAAUCAGAAGGUACCGAUAUUAGUAACGACAGUCGCAAAGCAGCAAGUUUAGGUGAUUUAUCUAAAUACGAUUCGACGGGGCGACGUACUGGUACUCUAGAACGUGCUCAAAGUUUAGAUAUUACUGAUACAGGAAGUAUACCGACGUUAACGAAAAAACGAAAAGCACCAAAUCGUCCAGAAGAUGAAAUGAUCGAUUUAGAUAAUUUUAAUUCUGAUGAAUUUUUAUAUUCGAAUAGUUUAAUGAAAAAUAAAGAACCACGAUUAUCGUUAGGUAACGAACAUCAUUUAAUAGCACCACCAUUUCAAAUGACACGAUUAAAAAAAUGGGGUAAUUUAGAGGAUGUUAUUGCAAAUAUUCCAUCGCUUGAAAGCGAAAGUAAUAAUCUUAACGAAAAUAAAAGUGAUUUUGAUAAAGAAAAAAAUUUAAAUACAAUCGUCACAACUACUACAACAAUCGAGGAAAAAAUUGAUAGUUCACCAACAAUAGUUACCAAUAAUUUACCACCAGAAACCAUAGAUAUUAAGACCGAGGAAAAUAUUGUUGAAGUUAAUGAUAAACCAGAAUUUUUAUCAGAUAUUCCAAUUGAUUCGGCAUAUAAUUCGGAACCAUAUAGUUCAUUAACAUUUUCUAUCGGGGAAACAACAAUCGAUACGCCAAAUAACGACAUCAUCGAAAAUAAUGUACAGACAUUAAAAAUUACAACCGAAAAUAAAGAUAUCGAGAAUGAAGCCAAUAAUCCAACAACCGUAACAUUUACACCUUUCUCUGUAGAGAAAGAAACAUUAGAAUCAUGUUUGAAAAAUACAUCGGAAAGUUUAAAUGAAAAAUUUAUAGAAAAUCCUACACUCUCGGAAAAAUUAUCAUUAAAUUUCACAAGUAAAUUAUAUGAUACGAAUGUUUCAGAUGAUAUUAAAGUAUCGCGACAUUCGUUAGGUAGUUUAGAACGCCCGAAAUCGGAUGUAUUAAAAAAUGUAAAUAAAUUAAAACAGCUACAAUCGCUAAUACAAAGUGAUUUAGGAGGUGUAAGUAAUGUAACAAUUACAACCGAAGCUACGUUACCAACAAAUGAUAAUUUUAUCACGGAAAAUGGUAAUAUUACACAUUUUCAAAUAAAUACCAAUGAUGAUACAGAUGCUACGUCUACCGAAUUAUAUACAACAGCUAUCGACACAAGUUUAGAACCAAUUGAAUCAAAUAUUGAUGAUGCAAAAUUGGAAUUAAUGUUAAAUAAAAAUGGAGUAGAUGAAGAUUCAAAUUUAGAUAAUUCUAGUGAUAAAUAUCCAAGUUUAACUUCGUCAUCAAAUAGUUUUGUAACAGAAAUUGAAGUAUCACCAAAUAAAAAUAAUAUUUCAGAAGUAACAAUAAAUAAUAAUGGUGUUCAAGAGAAUGAGGAAACUGAAAGAUCACCAAAAAAAUUACCUGAAAUGAAAUUUACAACAUCAAGUUAUGAAAAUUCCCGACCGGCAAUUGAAACAAAACGAUUAUCACAGAUAGAAAUGUUACGAUCAAAUUUUGAAAAUAAAACGGUUAUAAAAUCACCAACUAGUCCAACAAAAUCAAAAAUACCAGUUGCAAUACAUACAAAAACAACAUCACCAGAUCGACCUGCUUCAUAUAAUGUGAAAGCGGAUCUUGAUUCUGGCGAUGAAAAGGAAAUCAUUGAUAUCAUGUCAAAAAAUACUGUACAUUCGACACCUUUAUCAAUACAAAAAUUAAAAAAUCCCGUAGUAAAAAAUUUAAAUAAUAAAAAUGUGACUGUUACAUCAAUACGAACCAGUUCGAAAAUACCAUCUGGUCAUUUUACGGCUGGUAAUUUUCCAAGUCGACCGCCAAUUCCACCAAGACGUAACGAUAAUGAAAACACAACAGAAAGUACCUUUCAACAAUGGGUAUUUACACCAACCGAUACGAAAUACACAUCAUCUGCGAAUGUUACGGAGAAAAAAAGCGAAUAAUUAAUUUAUUUAUGUGAGAAUGUAUGCAAAGUUUUUGUUUUUUUUUUUUCAUUAUUAAUAUUUUGAUUGAGAGAGUGCAAUAUAUUCUGUUAUAAAUGAAAGAGAAAAAAUUGUUUAAUAUUUUUUUGUUACAAUUAAAAAUUGUGCCAUUGGAAAAUAUUUCCUUUUAAUUGAAGGAUAAUUCCGCCGUAAAUUCUCCCCAGCUUUCCCACGAAGCAACACAUAUUGAAUUCAUAGAGGUGGGAAUGUUUAUGAACAAAAUUUUAAUUAUAAAAGGCUUCGAUUUUAAACUAAAAUUUAUUGUCCAAGGAAUUUCGUGAUAAGAUAGGCGUAGAAUACAAUGGACUAGAUAUGUUUUUUUUUCGGCGGACCUAAAUAUUGAAACAAGAAACUCGACACAAAGAUUCGUACAGGAUUCAGGAAGUAUAUAAUUUAUCGACAUUCGGCUUCAUUUUAUCGAGGCGCUUUAUUAAAUUUUCUUUAUUUAUUUACCUUAGAAUAUAUACUAGAAGCGAAAUACUUUUUGCUUUACUACUGACUUGAAAUUUUCCAAUUAUUUGAUAUGAUCUAUGUUUUUUACCCGAUUUUAUAUUUUAACUGACAUCUUCUUUACAAUAUUUAUGAAUCCUCUACAGUUUAUUUAAUAUUUUAAGUCUUUUAGUGUCGUAAUCUCUGUUUCUAUAAGGGAAAUUAUAAAAUUUGUAUAUCUAUUUGUUUUUUAUAAGGAACAUCAAUUCUACUUAUUAUUUUAAUUGUAAGUUCAUUUUUAUGUUGUUUUAAUUUAAGUCUACAUUUUAAAGGACUGUACCAUAGAGACUUAAUUAAGAAUAUAUUUUAUCGACAUUCGCAUAUUGUGGAAAUUCUUGAAAAAUUUGUCUUUGAUGGCAUAAAAUCAUGUGAUAUUCAAGUUGUUAAUUGAACGUCACGUAAAUUCAUAAUAUAGUGAGGUAGAUCAACAUUACAUUGUGCAAUAUUUUUCGCAAUAUCCAAGAUUUCGAAUUUCAAAAUCAAGCAAUAUUUCAAAAAAUGUUAAGUUUCUAUUUAACUAUUUAGAAUUUAAGAUACCAGGGUAAUCCGAUCUAGUUUGCAGAAAGCAAUUGAGAAAUUUUACCUCACUAUUAUAUGUAAGUACCGGGUAAAGGUGGAAUAGUUUUCAAAUAACCUGAGAUUUCACUUAUU